AUGUUGUACCCUGUAACACUUUCCCCAACGAUGCCACCAAAAUUGAGAAAAAAGAAAAAAUCUCCAACAGCUCCCAAGGAGGACAUCAAUGUUGGCACAUCUUCAAAGGGUAUAGAAAAACCCGAAAAAAUAGUAUCGCCUUUUCCAAGGGAACCGUUUACAGUUUCUAUGGAGGGUGUUGAGUCCACCGAAAUUGCCCCAUCUACGAAAGACAGAGAGAAGAAAGAAGAUCUAGACAUCGAUGAUAAGCACAUUCAAGUUAUCAGAGACCAAGAGAUCACUGGUCAAGCUUUCCUCCGUUUAACUGAAGAAAAACUUAUGCAAGAUGUUUUAUGUCGUGGACUAGCAGAAUCGAUCGCAUCUUUGGUUGAAACUCUUAAAGGCGGAGAAGUAACACUAAAGCGUAAAUAUGAGAAAUCACCAGAAGUCUUAACUGAGAUUGUAGAAAGAGCUGUAGAAAAAUCAGUGCAUAAAGAAUUUUCUCAGCAAAUACCUAAUAAAAUAUCAGUAUCAAGCCUUUCCCAAUUAGGGAUGAGAAAAAUUAUUGAUGAUGUUGGAUUAAAGAUUAUAGUAUUCAUAGAUGAAGAUUUCCAACCAAUUGAAACUAUAUCAUAUAAUCCGUUCAGGGGUUUCCAUAUAGCGGAUAUCCAUACGCAAAAGAACUAUCAACGACAUUUGCGAGAAGCCAACAUCACUUUAACAGGUGGUGGAGAUAUUUCUAUUAGACCAAGUGAAACAGCAUGUAUCUGGAUCGAAACUAAGAAAAAAGCGAAGGAUUUUAGUGAGGAUCAGGCCAUAGGAGAUGAUCAUGGUGUUGCCUUGGCGAUAAUUAAAGGGUUUGUACUUGAAGAAAGGAUGUUUCUUAAUGAAUUGAUAGGAAAAGACGUCACUUAUGAAGUAAAAUUGCCUGAACCUCUUAAAAAGAAAGUGAAGUUUCUUGAAUGUAUAUUUGAAGUAGAUAAUGAGGACAGGAUAGCAGAUAUGGUUGGUGACAUGUCGGAGCAGAAAUUAUUUAACAUGACAGUUUGUAAAAGAUUAAUGUUGGUAAGAGAUUUUUGUAGACUGGAUGAACAGCCACAAGGCUUUUGGAAGAAUACCACAGGCGAGAAUAAUUGGAUAGGUAGAAUAGGAGGAAAAAUUGGUCUUCUGAAG
Messenger RNA from Funneliformis mosseae, 1152 nucleotides. Lineage: Eukaryota; Fungi; Glomeromycota; Glomeromycetes; Glomerales; Glomeraceae. The record is from the annotation of a GenBank genome assembly.